Messenger RNA from Rhipicephalus microplus (southern cattle tick), 1458 nucleotides. Its product is annotated as chitinase-like protein 3. Gene Ontology annotation, molecular function: chitinase activity; chitin binding. Gene Ontology annotation, biological process: chitin catabolic process. NCBI's taxonomy places the organism in Eukaryota, Metazoa, Arthropoda, Arachnida, Ixodida, Ixodidae. The record is from RefSeq and is a predicted model, not a curated record. Gene Ontology annotation, cellular component: extracellular region.
AUGGACACCAGUGUGACAGUGCCUGCUGCCGGCUCGAAAAGUGUCUUCGUGGCGUUCGCCAGUUGCAGUCUCCUCGUGGUCAUCAUGCUAUUCCUGUCCACGCUGGCCCUGGUCAAGCUGGGCACAUUUUCUAGGAGCAGUGACCACGCGGGUGUACGCUCGGCCGCCAAGGGUCACGGGGUCGCCGCCCAAAUCCAGGACCUCGUCACUCCGGAGGACAGUUUCACCAACCAGGUGACCCCGGUCGACCGCCGGGUGGCGGCGGUGCCUCACAGCCCCCACCGCGGACGGUUUCCUCUGCUCCCCGCCGAGCUGUACACGAACGCCAGCCACCAGUACUUCUGUUUCUACCAGGCGCGAGCCGAGCGUCCCGAGUCGGCUGGUCUUCUGUUCGGCCUGCCACUCUUCCCGUACCACCUGUGCACUCACGCGGUGUUCUGCUGCGCGCACCUCAACGAGUCAUCACUGCAGAUUGAGGCGCCCAGCGAUGCACACGGGUUCCCGCGAUACCUGCGUGGUCUGAACCCGCACCUGCGCCCAGUGCUGGGACUUAGCGGCAGAAUGCCCGCCGCUAUGAUGAGCGGCUCUGACUGGAUAUUUCUCGAGAGCUCCAUAGUCUGGCUAACGCCCCGAGAGUACCAAGGCGCCGUGCUCCUGUGGAAGGUCUCGCUGGAAACGCUGGCGGCGCGGCGGGGCUACAGCGAGCUCCUGGAGCGCGUAUCCCGCCGGUUCAGCCGCGAAGGUUUUGUCUUCAGCGUGCUCGUGGACACUGGGGACAGCCUGAACCAGCGGCUCAACCUAGGUGAGCUGGAUGCUGCGUUGCCGUCCAGCAACCUCCACUCGACGGCCUCCAUCAUGCUGUAUCCGAUAGUGAGUGAGCCGCCUGUGGCCCUCAGCCAAGGCGUCCAGGACUCGCGAUCUGCUGUCCUCUACGAGAAGAGCAGGCUCCGCGAGGCGCUCAAACAACUUCAGUCGACGCUCACGCAGGAUCCGGAGCCACUGUCGCCUUCACUGGGAGGCUCUGGUCGCAGCGGUCGUCCAGCGGGCGUCAGUCAGUCGGCCGCGAGCAAGCUGUGCUACGUGAUCUCUUUCGCCGGCGUCACGUACAAGUUCUGGGACAGCAACGUGACCGGUGUCCAAGAGGUAGUGUAUGGACCAGGAGAUCCAGGCCCCAUCACAAAGACACCCGGAGAGCUCGCCUACUACGAGAUAUGCAACGAGGUGUGGGACUCAAGCCAAGUGUUCGAGUUUGGCGUUGUGUCAAAGCAGGGUGCCAACUGGGUGUCGCACCUCACCGAGUUCGUGGUGCCCCCGUUGGCGCGUUACCUCCGCGACCAGUUCGGAGCGCGCUGCUUCGGCGUCUGGAACCUCUGGCACGACGAUUUCGCAGGCGUCUGCGGGGGUGGUCAAUACCCGCUAAUGAGGAACCUCUUCGGCGUCUUUUCUGACCGACGAUGA